Molecule: messenger RNA, 4458 nt
Organism: Caenorhabditis auriculariae
Lineage: Eukaryota; Metazoa; Nematoda; Chromadorea; Rhabditida; Rhabditidae
Source: the annotation of a GenBank genome assembly
AUGCGUGAGUACAAGAUUGUGGUCCUCGGCUCCGGUGGCGUCGGAAAAUCGGCUUUGGUUAGUUUUUUGUCGAAUAUUCUGAAAAAAAGAGGAAAAUUUAAAGCUUUUUCAGUAGCCAGUUCAGUAGUUUCUGUGUUUAUUUUGAAAAAUAUGGAAUCAUUUUUGAAAAAUGCAAUUAUCGAGGGAUUUGUCUGUAGUUUGAAAGGGAAAUGUGAAGGGAUUCAGGAAAUUUACCGAUUUUUGGCUUCCAGUUUAAAAAAGGCUAUUUCUACCUUGAGUAGGAAAUGAGAGAAUUCUAAUUUUUUCAGGAAAUAUACGAAUUUUUUUGACUAUAAGGUCUGAAUUUUCUCUAGAAAAAUUGAAUUUUUAGGUGAAAAAAAUCGUACCUCGGACUUCAAAAUAACCGUCAAAGAGUGAAAAAAAGAUAACUGAAUUUUUGGAGAUUUAGAGAUAAUUGUGAAAUUUACGGCAUAAGUUUUGAAAAAAAGAAGUGAGAAUAUUCAGGAAAAAUUGAAAGGAAAUGAGAAAAAUUCUGUUAUUUUUCAAAAAUAUAUUGCUAGUUUUGGCUUUCAAUUUUUUUCUAUAGAUUUGCCCCCAGAAGAUCAAUUUUUUUCAUUAGGGAAACGGAUUUGAGAUAAAAAAAUUUUUUUUUGAUUGAAGAUACAGUGUUAUAAGUUGUUGGGGAUUUCAAAACUGGCGCGUUAUUCGUUUGAAAUGAUUCCGCGAAAAAAUUCCGGAAGCCGUUGAGAAAAAAAUAAUUGGGUCCCACAACGAUACAUCGCGAUAUGUGCAUUUUUACGGUGGCUUUUACGCGCGAACUUUGAAAUUUCGGUUAAAACUACCCAAAAAAUAUUUUUUUUAAAUCUUCGAAUACGACGUUUCAAACACCCGAAAAUACGUUUCACGCGAUUUUCAAAAAGUCAGUUUAUACAUUGACUUCUCUAAUUUUUUUUCGAAGUUACCAGAAAAAUAAUUUUUUUGAAGACUUUUCAAAAAUCCACUGUUUAAAUUAAUAAACAUUAAAAUGCCUGACGGAUAACCGAGACUUUAUACGUUUCACUGAUUUCUCGAAUUGGUUAAUUUGAGAAAGCUUUGAUUCGAAGAUCAUUGCCCUAUCCCAACAACUUUUUAUUUUUUCGAAAGAAGCCGCAGUUUUUCGAGUUUUCUUUGCCAAACCCUUUUUUUCCGAUUUCGCAAGAAAAUCCCUAAUUUUUGAAGACUCGGAAUACGUUAAAACCUCACGGGUUUCAAAAUUUUCGCUUCUGAGAGUUAAAAAUCCUAAUGAAAAGCUCUGAAUUUUUCCGAAACUUUUUUCUGAUCAAAAUCCUUUUUUUUUACCAUAAAAUCAUCCAAUUGUCGAGGUUAGAAGUUUCUUAAAUUUUAGAAAAUUUGGUUUUUGGGGUGAAAACACUUUCAAAACUGGCAAUUAACAUUGUUUUUUAUGCAAAUUCCCAGUUUUUUUGAGAAUUUUUCGCUCCUGGAAUUUCCUUGUUGAACUUUAUUUGACUUUGAAAUAGCUCUAACCAAAUAUUUAUAAUAAUAAUUUUUUUCCAGACGGUCCAAUUCGUCCAAGGAAUCUUCGUUGAGAAGUACGACCCGACGAUCGAAGACAGCUAUAGAAAGGUUCAAAAAUAUUAUUUUAUGCCUUUGAAUGAAUUUUUUCCAGCAAGUGGAAGUCGACGGGCAGCAAUGUAUGUUGGAGAUCUUGGACACGGCCGGAACCGUAUGUUAAUUUUUUUAUAAAAACAUUUCAGUUUCUGAACCAACUUUUAAAGACAUUUCUCACCGUUUAAAUAAUUUUUUCCCGUAGGGACUACUUCACGAAGAAAAUUUAUUUUCAGCAAAAUAUUUUGAAAUUGUCGCGCAUUUAUACUUAAAAAAUAGGAUUUUAGUCAAGCGUUUUUCGAUUUUAUAUAAAUUUUUAGAGCUCAAGUUUCGAUAUCAAGAAUAAGAGCUAUAACUUCUGAAUUUUGACAAAUUUGGCUAUUUUUUUCUGAACUGUUUCAAUGGUGUGCUUCACAGUUUCAUAGGAAAAAAAGGUCUUUUCAUUUUGCGGUUGGAUUUCCUGAAAAUCGGUCAAAACGCUCCUUGAUGCACCAGAAGAAGAUUCUGAAAGUCUCAACCUGCAAAACUCUCUAAUUUUCAAGAAAUAAGGGCUCAAAGUCAGAGGAAACCCUAAAAAUCCACAAAAUAGGCUAUUUUUUGGCUUUGAGACUUUAUUUCUUGAUAACUAGGAAGUUGUGCAGGUUGAGACUUUCAGAUUCUUCUUCGGGAACAUCAAAAAGUGUUCUGGCCAAUUUUCAAAAAAUUCCCAAAUGCAAAGUAAGAUGACCUCCCCUGUCAGCAGAAAAAUUUUCAAGAUUCACGAGAUUUUAACGGAUCUUCAAAAAUGAGAUUCUUGUCGUGAAAUUGAAAAAAAAAAUAAAAUUUUGAGAAAGCUUUUUUGAAAAACUGUGGCUUCUUUUGAAAUAAGAAUAACUUUUAGGAGAUAUUUUAUGUCAAUCGAAGUUUUCUUGAAUUCAAUAAUUUGAAAAACCGAGUGAAACGUAUAGAAUCUUGGUUAUUCGUCACGGAUUUCGGAAUUUAUUAAUCGAUUUCUUUCAAUAAAAUGAUUUUUUUUAGGUGCUUCAGAAAAAAAUUAGAGAAAAAAAUUUAUAAACUAACUUUUUGAAACUUGCGUGAAACGUGUUUUUCCAAUGGAGUGAUUGAAUUUCAAAGCAAUUUCGGAGUAUUUUUUUUGAAAAAAUCGAGUUAUUGAGCUUAGAAUGUCGAACAAAAGAGAAAAAAAGAGUUUUUGAUGUACCUACACUUGAAACCGUAACCUGAAGGAAAGAACUGAAUUUUUAAAAAAAGAAACGACUUCAGGAGCAAUUCACGGCGAUGCGCGAUUUGUACAUGAAGAACGGACAAGGCUUCGUCCUGGUCUACUCGAUCACGGCCCAGUCGACGUUCAACGACCUGAUGGACCUCCGGGACCAGAUCCUUCGUGUCAAGGACACCGAUGAGGUGCUUAUCGAACGCAAAAAUGACGAUUGAAAAUUUUGGGAACGUUUUGGAAAAGUUGAAGAUGCUUUAUAAUGGACAGAAGGAUCAUUUUUAAACCCUUUUCACGUAAUUUCCUGAGAAAUACGUUUUCUUAGUACUAAAGGCAUGAAAAAAUCAAGUUUUAAUGCGUUUUUCAUCGCUAAACCAAUGUGGAAGAUUUAAAAAAAUGAAAGUUUUUGAAAGCGUUUCAGAUGAUUUUUAAUGAACAAAAGGAUCGUUUUGAAACCUUUUUCAUGUUCUUUCUUAUUAAAUACAUCUUCUUACUACUAAAGACAUGAGAAAAAUCGAAUUUGAGAGAAAAUUUCAUAACUAAUACACUGUAAAAAGUGAUUUAUCAGUCGAAAAAUUGUUGGAACAAGCUUGAAAACUUUUGAGCUGCUCUUAAAUGAACAGAAGGAUCUUUUUGCAACCCUUUUAAAAGCAUUUUUACAUAAAGUUUCAGUGCGAUUUUCAUAACUGAUUCAAUUGGAAGGGUACCGAGAAAUAAUUUUUUUGAAAUUUUAAAAGAUUUGAAUAGAAUUUGAAUGUAAAAAUUGAGUGUUUCGCAUCGUUUUUUCGCUUUUUUCAUUUUUUUUUUCCCGCAGGUGCCAAUGAUUCUGGUGGGCAACAAGUGCGACCUGGAAGACGAACGAGUCGUUGGCAAGGACCAGGGCCAAAAUCUGGCUCGUCAGUUCGGAUCGGCUUUCCUGGAAACCUCGGCCAAGGCCAAGAUCAACGUCAAUGAGGUGAGGAUUUUUUUUUUAUUAUCGAAAAACUGUUUUCUUUUCUAAAAAAAUGAAAUAAAAUCACUCAAUAUUUCAAAUGACCUCAUAAAUAAGGAUUAUAAUUAUUUUAUAGCUCAAGAAAGUUCAAGUGGUCACUUAAGAAUGAUUCCCUGAGAAGGAAUUUUGAGGAAAAGGGUCUUGAACGGAAUUCAAAUUCAAAGGCACAUGGGCAUUGAGCCGAUAAAUUUCUUGAGCCAUAUUAAGUUUUGCGCACAUUUUGUCAAUAUUCAGCUAUAAUCCGAAGGAAAAGAAGUUUCCUUUUUCACAUUUUAGGUAAAAGGGGUAUUUUUUCGCUUUGAAUGUUUUAGGAGUCAUUUUGAGACUGAAAUGAAUAUUUCAAGGAGUUUUUCUCAGAGAAAAAAAUUAUUUUUUUAUAACUUUUAUGGGAAUUUUGCCAUUAUAUCCUUGCUGAAGUUUGUGAAGAAGUAGAAAUUGAUUGAAAAAUAGUUCUUUGGAUAUAAUUGUAAUUUUGAAUCUUAUAACUGGUUUUUAAGAGGAUGUGCAAAAAUAAAAAGCUGAAAAAUAUCAACGAAAAGUGGAUUUACAGGUGUUCUACGACCUGGUGCGGCAGAUCAACCGCAGGUAUCCGGAAUCUGGCCGCCGUCCGGGCCAUUCCAACAAGAAAUGUUGCUCUUGCAUCGUCAUGUGA